Anisakis simplex (herring worm) is the source of this 408-nucleotide messenger RNA. The record is from the annotation of a GenBank genome assembly. Lineage: Eukaryota; Metazoa; Nematoda; Chromadorea; Rhabditida; Anisakidae.
AUGUCUAAACAAUCAUGGUGGUGUGAACCUCAGUUUUCUGGAUUUUGGAAUCGUUAUCAAGCAGCAUCUGAAUGGGUCAACAUUCAUCGGCAAGCCGUAAACGCAGCCAAAUGUACAGUGUGUUUAGAUAACAGGGAUCAGAACAAAACGGAUGGAGAAGAGACGGUGAGAUGCGGGUUCGAUGAGGUGAUAUAUUGUGCUGGUGAUAUUAAUGAAUCGUCAACUGAAGAUGAGGAUUACGAUCAAGAUGGUCAUCUUCGUGACUGUGGAGAUCAAGGUGAACGAGGAGACAAUUGGCACAGUGAAGUGGAAGAGGAGUGGAUCGUUGAGAAUAAUGACGAUGGAGAAAUGGAUGAAGAUUUAGCUGAAUUCCUGCGACAGAGUGCUGAACACCGGAAAAGAAGUUAG